Messenger RNA from Bombus terrestris (buff-tailed bumblebee), 1235 nucleotides. RefSeq names its product bublin coiled-coil protein. The transcript has 4 exons. The record is from RefSeq and is a predicted model, not a curated record. The coding region runs from base 15 to 353 and encodes 112 amino acids. Lineage: Eukaryota; Metazoa; Arthropoda; Insecta; Hymenoptera; Apidae.
AUUUUUAGUAAGUGAUGAUGCUUCAUACAUUACUGGUGAAACUAUUGCUGCUGCUGAUGUAUUAUGAAAUAAAAGUAAUGGCAGAUGAAAAUAUGGUUCAGAACGCAGUACGGCCAAAGGAAAAUCAGGGAGGCGAUAAAAACGGAUGGGAAAAUGAAGAAGAUGAAGAAAAUUGUAAUGAUGCUGAAUUUGAAGCUAUAAAUGCUCAAUUAGAUCAGCUUAAUUCAGUUUUGGAUAACCUCGAACAAAAAAAUGACGAUAUUCGUGCAGAAUUGAUUCAGUUACUACAAUCAAAUCGAGAAGCAAGAAAACAAUUUCAAGAAUUCCAGGAUUCCGUGAAAUCGGAUUUAUAAUAUUUUGUCUGAAAUAGAUGAUAAUAUAUUGUAAAUACAUAUAUUGAAUAAUAAAACAGUAUGACAUUAUAUUUUUUACUGUUUUAUAGUACAAUGUGGCAUUGUUUAAACAUUUAAAAAUUGGGAACAUUCCUGUUAAAAUUUAAGUAAUAUAUAAAAUCAUUCUUGUGUUUCUAUAUAAUAACAAACCAAAUAUAAAAAUACAUAUACAUGCGCAAAAUAUUAUUCAUGUACAUAUUGUAAUUUUAACUUUAUUAUAUAUUUGUCAUAUUAUAAUCUAAGUUAUCUACAGAAAAUAUUAAAAGUUUUUUAAAACUUUCUGAAUCAAAAUCUUGAAUUAGGAGUACAUUAGGUUCAUUUGACAAUAAAUGAUCAAGUACAACCUGACCUCGUGUUCUAGUACCAUUUAAUUCAAUAUCAGCAUGAUAUGGCACUACAUUUUGAGCAAUUUCUGGCUUUAAUAAUAUUGCAGCUAAAAUGGCAUCACAUGUAAUAUAAUUAGAAAAUCUUUUUUUUCUUGUCUUUUGAUAUGCAUAUUCAACAUCAUUCAUAAGCUGAAUGCAAGGUUUAUCCAUUUUACCUAAUACAUCUCUCCGCCAUUCCUAAAAAGUAUUAAAUUAAAUUAUUGAUAUCUAUUAGAUAGUAGUUUAUACAGUACUUAAAUCAAUAUACACACAUGUGAAAUACAAGAUUUUAAACACGUUUCCCAUGGUAACAGCCUCAAAGGAUUUUUGUUAUUAUUAAAUACUAUAUGUACACUUUCUGGAUCCAUAUAAAAAUUAAAUUCUGCUUGAGGUGUAAUAUUUCCUUGUGCUAAUGUAUACAAUGAAGGUGAAUAAAAGUACGAAAACAUGAUUAAUAAAAAUAAAUAAAGAGAAUAAA